Molecule: messenger RNA, 830 nt
Organism: Fragaria vesca subsp. vesca
Lineage: Eukaryota; Viridiplantae; Streptophyta; Magnoliopsida; Rosales; Rosaceae
Product: josephin-like protein-like
Exons: 2
Coding region: 8-559 (183 amino acids)
Biological process (GO): protein deubiquitination
Molecular function (GO): cysteine-type deubiquitinase activity
Source: RefSeq, a predicted model, not a curated record
AAGAAAAAUGGCAAGCGAGAGCAAUACCCAAAUCUACCACGAACGCCAGAAGCUUCAGUUCUGCCUCUUACACGCGCUCAACAAUCUCUUCCAGCAGAAAGAUGCGUUUACUCGACCAAGAUUGAAUGAGAUUGCUGAAAGACUUGGGGUUGAAGAACCCAACAAGGAAAAGUGGACACCCUUAUCUGUGCUCUUUAAACCCCAUCAUAAUGCACUUACUGGAAACUAUGACAUAAAUGUGCUAAUUGCGGCUUUAGAAGAUAAGGGUAAGAAUGUGGUUUGGCACGAUCGUCGCAAGGGGGCUAAUACGAUUGAUCUAGAUGGGGAUGAAGAUGCUUUGAUGGGUAUUUUGCUUAAUGUUCCGGUUAAGAGGUUUGCGGGGCUAUGGAAAGGUAGGCAUUGGGUUACGUUGAGGAAGAUUGAUGGGGAUUGGUACGAUUUGGAUAGUGAUCUUGUUGCUCCUCAGGCUUUUGAAGAUAGUGGGAGAGUUAGAAAGUUCUUGGAUUACAUCAUUGGGCAUGGUGGAGAGGUUUUGCUUGUUAUGAAUGAUAGACAGUGAGUUUGUUGCCCUGUGUGUAUCUUUUCUAAAGAAUUUCCAAAUGUCUGUACAGCAAUUCCGCCUGUAACAAUGUUCGUACAGAAUUAGCUCACACAAGAAAAGUUUCACUUUGAACCUGUCAAGUUGUUGUAGGGAUUGGCAAAGUGCUAAAUGAUUUCUGUAAUUACAUCUUUGGUGAUCUUGAAAGGGUUUCUCAGCUAAUAUCAACACUGACCACUUUCUCGGUUGAUUUUUUUCCUGAAGUGCUAAAGACUUGCUUCUUGUGAGUUGU